GGGGCGCAUGCAUAGCGCUGCCGCUCAUCAAUAGGCUUUUGCUCUGCAUACACAAGCAAGAAUGGGCAAGAACAACGACACCAAACAGGGCCGAUUUAGGCUUAUCUUCGGUCCCAUCUUCAUGAUGACCUUCACUCCCGUUUUUGCUCUCACCAUCUGUGCAGGCUGUCUGAGAGGCUCUCUGGCUUCUGUAUUGGAUGACGUUUCACGUUCAAGCAACGACUCCGGCUCUCCACUCGUCAAAUUCUUCACUGCUAUUGGUCUUGCUCAAGGAUUGGGAUCACCAACCGCGUGGACCAUCUUCGUCGUCUUUGUCGCCUCACAACUAAUCGUUUUGAAGUGCGUCCCCGGGGGCGAGGAGGAAGGAGUUACGGCUACAGGCCGCACUCCUGUCUACAAAACGAACGGCCUGGCUUCCUUCUUUCUAACGACAACGGGCUAUGUCUUACUUUCCAUCGUUUUCGGCCUGUUUCCUGCAACAAUCCUCUAUGACAAUCUACUGGAGAUACUGUGGGUUGCCGAGAUUGCUAGUAUUGUGUUGUGCCUGUGGCUGGCGGUAAGAAAAACUAGCAAACCACAGACAGGUACAGGAACUGAAUCGGCCAAUGAACAGAUAAGUCUUCUUCUAAAGUUCUACUGGGGUCGUGAGGUUCAUCCCAGUGUGAUGGGAUUCGAGCUCAAGCAGGUCACCAACUGUAGGUUUGGUAUGAUGAUAUGGCCAUUGAUUAUGAUCUCCUGUAUGGCCAAACAAUGGGAAAUUUAUGGAUACAUUUCUAACUCUAUGGCGACGGCUGCAUUCCUACAGUUUGCUUAUCUUACAAAGUUUUUUCACUGGGAGUCGGGAUAUAUGAGGACAUUGGAUAUGAUGCAUGAUCGUGCUGGUUACUAUAUCUGCUGGGGGUGCAUGUUUUAUGUACCCAGCAUCUAUCCGAGUCCAGCUAUGUACCUUGUGAGGAACCCAAAUUCUUUACCUACUCUCGUCGUAGCUGCAUUGGUAGUCUCUGGUCUGCUGUGUGUUGGAUUGAAUUAUCAGGCCGACUGGCAGAAACAGGAAGUGAGAAAGAGUGAUGGAAGGUGUUUGAUUUGGGGGGAACCACCCAAGGUGAUCCGAGCAAAGUACACAGACGAAAACAACGUUGAGCAUUCACAGAUUCUUCUCGUGUCUGGAUGGUGGGGUAUAAGCAGGCAUUUUCAUUACAUUCCCGAGAUUUUGGCAUCACUUAUUUGGACACUGCCGUGUCUGUUUGAGAGCGGGUUACCAUACUUCUAUGUUAUAUAUCUCACUAUGCUUCUAAUAGACAGGACAGAUCGUGAUGAUCGUCGUUGUCUAAACAAGUACAAGUCCUACUGGAAGAAAUACACUGAAGCUGUGCCUUACAAAAUGAUCCCUUACAUCUAUUGACUGAUGUCGACAGCUUCGUAGUGACAUACUAGUUAGAUAUAGGAAGUAGUGUUCAUCCUUUUGUCUAGCUAGACUGUUGACUUACCCACAUGAUUUCUGUUUAUUGAUUCAACUAGCUGAUUAGCUGAGCAAAGAAAACACAAACUCCUGCAUGGCUAAGUUGUUCUCUGUGUAUGUGACCAAACAUGUCCUACCUAGAGAUCCAGAUAUAAUAAAAGAUAUCUUGGGGCGGUUUUGAU
Molecule: messenger RNA, 1641 nt
Organism: Corticium candelabrum
Lineage: Eukaryota; Metazoa; Porifera; Homoscleromorpha; Homosclerophorida; Plakinidae
Exons: 1
Coding region: 62-1402 (446 amino acids)
Biological process (GO): brassinosteroid biosynthetic process; sterol biosynthetic process
Cellular component (GO): endoplasmic reticulum membrane
Molecular function (GO): oxidoreductase activity, acting on the CH-CH group of donors, NAD or NADP as acceptor
Source: RefSeq, a predicted model, not a curated record